UUACAUUUUACAUCGACAAACAAAACGUGUUUUUUGCUGUAACUAUAGCUGUUAAACUGAACGACCGUAAGUUAGUCCGUAUAAAUGGCAAAGGUUUUGCUUUUGUUCCCCACAACUAAGUUAACUUAAAUAUGUAUUUGAAGUUUGGUGAAGCCUCCUCAGACCUACUCACCGCUUUUCUCGUUAACCUCAACAACAAAAACAAAGACAACCUCAACAGUUUAUCAAAAUGUAGCGGAGAGUUCAAGGAUAAAAGACUAAUGGAAUUCAUCUUCCUGAUAACUCAAGAACUCAAACUCGACCCACUGGUCGGAUACCACGCCAUUGAAUUACUCCAAAGGUUCAUGGUGAGGUAUCUCACAGAUUUGUUGAGCACACCCAGCCCUGAAGGUGCAGCUGCUGCUGAACCAAGAAGUAGUGAGGAUGCUGUGUUUGACGAGGUGAAGGACAAAUUCCACCUCAUCAUCUUCUCCUGCGUGCGGCUUGCAAGCAAACUGUUGUUGCACAGUCAGAUAAUCGACAACAACACAGCCGUGGGCUUUCUGCAUUCAGUCGGUCACACUGUUUCCAAGCAGACUCUGCUGGAGUCAGAGCUGAUGGUCCUUAAAGGGCUUGAGUUCAAACUGAAUACUCCCAACCCGCUGACAUACGUGGAAAUCCUUCUGGAGGUGCUUGGACAUAAUGAGCCGUCGAUCCCUGUGCAGCGCCUCCACCCGGUGUGCUGCCACAUCCUGCAGUUCGUCAGCCUGCAGAGAGCUGCCGUCUACCAUUCCUUGCUAGUGACGACCACUCAGUGUGUCAGCCCGUCCGCGGAACAAAGAGAGAAGUUUGUGACGGUGACUGAGGACUGCAUGCUGCUGGGUGUCUGUGUCAUCGCCGUGGCUACAUUCAUCCUCUCUGUCAAAAACUGGGAACAGGUCGUUGGAGAACUGAGCCACAUCACAGGAAUCUCAACAAGUAGCAUCAGCGACUUUGCUCAUGCGGCGUUGACACACAUCGUUGGAACCAGCUUCUCUGGAACAAGAGCUUGAAUCUCGAUCCCACUUCACUCUGUGGACGUUCAGCUAAUGCAACACGUGUGUUUGAGGUGUCUCAUGUGAUGAAAUCGUGCCAUAAAGAGGGAUGACUUCUUAUGGAAGUUAACAAUAGACAGUUGUAUAAAUGUAACUUCUAAUACAGUAUUAAGAAUCAAAACACACACACACACACACACACCUCUGCUUUUAAAUCUCCUGAGCCACAUUGAUCCACUCACUUAGAUCCCUCAGAUAACAAGGUUUAUUUUAUUAAUUUGAUGGUCAUCCACUGGCUGAUUCUCCUUGGGCAAGACUGAGGACGGAAUAAAUACAAUAUAACUCAAUUCAUCAUAAAAUAUAUAGUACUUUCAUGUCAUAGAAUAUUGUCAAAAUUCUAAAAUUUCAUAUCACAGGCUUUUAUUUGGUCUGCUUAAUGCAUUUAUAGCAGAUUUAAAUAUAAAAUCUGUUCAUUUUGGUAAUCAUAUCACUACUGAUGAAUAAUGCAGAUUUUAAGUGAGUCGCUGUGUGCUGGAGAGCACCGUAGAGACGUCCUCUGUUUGGUUGUUACAGGAAAGGAUCUAUAAAACUAUGGUCGCAAAUUAACUCGAAAAUCCGAUGAAUUAAACAGCAUUGAAUAUGACUAAUAACCUAGAUAAAAAACAAAACAUAAUAUCUAUGGUUUCAAUAAACAAAUACCGCCACCUACUGGUAGAGAUGGUGAACACGUUCA
This is a messenger RNA of Gasterosteus aculeatus aculeatus (three-spined stickleback), 1746 nucleotides long. RefSeq names its product cyclin N-terminal domain containing 1 (gene cntd1). The record is from RefSeq and is a predicted model, not a curated record. Gene Ontology annotation, cellular component: site of double-strand break. Gene Ontology annotation, biological process: reciprocal meiotic recombination. NCBI's taxonomy places the organism in Eukaryota, Metazoa, Chordata, Actinopteri, Perciformes, Gasterosteidae.